CGGUUGGCCACUUGACGUCACUUUCAUCAGUGAGUGCCAACCGAGAAUUAAAGAGACGAAUUUAUGUCCUCCUUAAGAUGUCAUCUUCUCUUUCCAUAAUUGCUACUAUAAUGGUGUUAAGCAAAGCAGGAAGCCGGGGGGUGGGAAGGGAUUAUAGUCAAGAACCUAUAACAAAGUCCACAUUCGACAUGAUAAGGAAGGAAGUACAGUGGCGCCUCUUUGGCGUUCGUGAAUGUAGCCCUUCAAAGCGAGUAUGGAUACCUAAGUCCGAUGGGGAGUUUAGGGGAAUCUCAAUACCCACCCAUUUGGACAAAAUAACUCAACAAGUGAUAAGACUUAUAUUAGAAAUAACGAAUCAGGUAACCCAACGAGAGAACAGUAUUGGAUUCCGUAUAAGAAACAAUCGAGAUUUGGGACUGAGUCAGUUUCUGAGAAAACUUCGUGAGAAAUAUCUAACCCAACCUGGCUACCGGCUCCUGGAUAUGGAUAUAAGAAAAUGGUUUGAUUCAAUACCUCACGAAACCUUAAGGGGUAUUAUAAGUAAGCAGCCUCUCCCUCCUAGUGUUAAGAGUUAUUUGUAUAGUACCCUCGUUGCUCCUAUUAGGGAGGGUCAUCCCCUAGGUGAGAGCUUAGUGGGUGUUCCCUCAAAGGGAACUCCGCAAGGGGGUGUACUAAGUCCCUUAUGGUCAAAUCUGGCGGCGACUCCGGUAGAUGAUUUACUGCUGAUCCAAGAAAAGAAAGAACUACAAUCAAGGAUUGAGGAGGUCCUACCCUCAGGUGUGGGUCUUCAUCCAAAGAAAGAGAGAUGGAGUAAUUGCCUAACCACGUUAGGAUAUUACAUUAAUACUAAGGGGGAAGGGCUGUAUCAAAGCUAUCACAAAUAUUGUGAAGAUGAAAUAACUCAGAAGAAAGAUAAGACAGGAUGGUACAAAGGUCUAAAGACAUUUCGCCCUGAGGGAAGGCUUAGCUUAAGUCGUCUGUGCCAGGGGCUCAUAAUAUGGAAUCCAUGGGAGUUGCUUAAUCGAGAUUGGAUGAGCCCUAUAACCUAUGAGACCGAUGUGUUGAAAGGUGGUGGGCAAACCAGGAAUAUCUAUGAUAGGUCUUACUGGAAAACCAAACCUAUUUACCCACGAAAGUCUGGGUCUACUAAGGAACCAAUUGCCUAUCCGGCGAAUCUAGCCCAGUCGGCAGCCGUCAAGGCCGAUAAAGCCCCGCCCCAGGGAGCGUGUCCGAAAGUCUACGGCACAAAG
Messenger RNA from Racocetra fulgida, 1250 nucleotides. The record is from the annotation of a GenBank genome assembly. Lineage: Eukaryota; Fungi; Glomeromycota; Glomeromycetes; Diversisporales; Gigasporaceae.